This is a messenger RNA of Grosmannia clavigera kw1407, 3099 nucleotides long. Its product is annotated as GPI-anchor biosynthetic protein. The transcript is spliced from 4 exons. The coding region runs from base 1 to 3099 and encodes 1032 amino acids. The record is from RefSeq and is a predicted model, not a curated record. NCBI's taxonomy places the organism in Eukaryota, Fungi, Ascomycota, Sordariomycetes, Ophiostomatales, Ophiostomataceae. Gene Ontology annotation, biological process: GPI anchor biosynthetic process. Gene Ontology annotation, molecular function: mannose-ethanolamine phosphotransferase activity. Gene Ontology annotation, cellular component: endoplasmic reticulum membrane.
AUGGCAGGCGUCCUGCGCUUCCGUUUCCUGGCAAUUGCCAUGGUGUUCCACUUGGUCUACAUAUUCUCUAUUUUCGACAUUUAUUUUGUCAGCCCCGUUGUCUCUGGCAUGCGACUUUUCCAGCCCGAGAGGCCUGCCGCCGCCAAAGCUCCAGCUGAUCGCCUCGUCCUGUUUGUCGGCGAUGGCUUGCGCGCCGACAAGGCGCUCCAGUCACAUCCUGAGCCGUAUCCGGAAACGAAAGAGGACUUGAUCCCACGACCGCUUGCGCCUUUCCUGCGUUCCAGAAUCCUCGAGCACGGAACUUUUGGGGUGUCACAUACGCGUGUGCCCACCGAGUCGCGACCGGGCCACGUUGCCCUCAUCGCUGGUCUAUACGAAGAUGUCUCGGCAGUCACCACUGGCUGGAAGCUCAACCCAGUUCAUUUUGACAGCGUCUUCAACCGCAGUCGCCACACAUGGAGCUGGGGUAGUCCGGACAUUCUGCCUAUGUUUGAACUGGGCGCCAUCCCUGGCAGGGUUGAUGCCUUCUCAUAUGCGGCCGAAGACGAGGACUUCUCGCAAGACGCCACACACCUUGACUACUGGGUUUUCGACCAUGUCAAGGAGCUUUUUGCUGAGGCUCGCACCAACGAGACUCUGGCUGCCAGCCUACACCAGGACAAGAUCGUGUUCUUCUUGCAUCUGCUGGGCCUAGACACUACGGGCCAUGCAUACCGUCCCUAUUCCAAGGAGUACCUGAACAACAUCAAGGUGGUGGACAAAGGUGUCGAAGAGAUAACCGAGCUGAUUGAAAGCUUUUACGGCGAUGACCGCACAGCAUUUGUAUUCACGGCUGAUCAUGGCAUGAGUGACUGGGGCAGUCACGGCGAUGGCCAUCCAAACAACACGCGCACGCCACUGAUUGCCUGGGGCUCGGGCGUUGCUGAGCCUCAGUUGUAUCCAGCAUAUGUGGCGACCAAAGGCAUGUUUGAGACGAAGGCGGGUGUCAAAUCAAAGAGUGGCACCGGCAUGGCGCCAGGCCAUGACGAGUACUCGUCUGACUGGAACCUUGAUCAUGUGCGCCGCAUUGAUGUGGAGCAGGCUGAUGUGGCCGCUUUGAUGGCUUACCUGGCUGGACUUGAGUUUCCGGCCAAUUCGGUAGGCGAGCUUCCUCUCGAUUACGUGGCUGCCAGCCUCGAGGAGAAGGCGCGCGCCGCAUUACUCAACGUGCGAGGCGUCUUGGAGAUGUACCGCGUCAAAGAGGAGAAGAAAAGCGCAUCACAGCUGCGAUUUCGGCCCUUCCAGCCCCUGAGUGACAGUGUGGGUGAUACAGAGGGAUUGUCGGCUGAGCACCGCAUGGCAGAUAUUGAUGGACUGAUUAGCACCGGCCAUUAUGAGGAAGCUGUCGAGGAGGCAGCGGCUUUGUUCAAGAUUGCCUUGUCUGGUCUGCGGUACCUGCAGACGUACGACUGGCUUUUCCUGCGUGCGCUCAUCACUGUUGGCUACCUGGGCUGGAUCGCCUAUGCAUUGACCACUGUUGUGGAUUUACAUGUAUUGGACGAGAAGACAAGGCCGCAAGCAUCGCGGAACUUGGCCGGAGCCAUCAUCUUCUCGGCAGUUCUCUUUGCAAUGUAUGCGUCUUUUGCAGCCUCAAAGUCGCCACUGUCGUAUUACGCCUACGCAUUCUUUCCUGUCUUCUUUUGGGAGGAAGUCUAUGCCCGGCGAGACAGUCUUGUGGCGGGACGCAAGCAGCUAUUUGGACACUUCAACAGUGGCGCCCACUUCGUCUCACUCCUCAUUAAUGUAACGCUGUACAUUGCCGUUAUCGUUUUCUUGGCUCUAGGAUACAUACACCGUGACAUCUUCACGGCCCUUUUUGUGAUUGGCGCCUUUUGGCCUGCCGUGUACGGACUCCCAUUCCUACGCCAACACUUCGCUAUGGCUGGCUUGUGGUCCUCUUCGUGUCUGGCCAUGAGCACAUUUACGCUCCUUCCCGCCAUGAAGGUGGAGAACAUUGAGCUUAUUCUGCUGGGUGGUUCUCUCAUGGUAGCUGUUGGCAUCCUCUAUCUCGUGUUUGAAGAUGUGAUCCUAGCCGACUUCGCGGCAGCGACGGAGGCAAGGUCAGCGUCGUCUGUUGCUGCAAAGAGUCCUGUCGUGCGAGUCCUGUUGGGUGCCCAGGUUGGAUUGAUUAUUUUAUCGAUGUGGGUGACGCGGUCGAGCGCCCUUUCUCUACAGGCCAAGGCAGGCCUUCCUCGGGGCAACCAGGUGGUUGGAUGGCUUAUUCUGGUCAUGUCCUUGGUCGUGAUGCCUAUGGCACACAGCGCCGAACCGAACCGCAACUACCUGCACCGUCUAAUGGUGAUAUUCUUGACUUUUGCGCCCACAUUCGUCAUUCUAACCAUUUCCUACGAGGGCCUAUUUUACCUGGCGUUCAGUGCAGUCCUGGUGGCAUGGGCGCGUAUGGAGCACGCAGUCCAUAUCUUCUCAACCCGACCGUUGCUAGCAACACCAAAGGCCAAUGGGUCAGGCAAACCGGUGGCAGCAAGCAUAACGACAACGGAUAGGACAACGGCACCCUACAGGCCGCUCACACUUGCGGAUACUCGGGUAGCCUUAUUCUUCUUUGUGCUGCUUCAGGCUGCCUUUUUCAGCACUGGCAAUGUGGCCUCUAUCUCGUCUUUCAGCCUGGACAGUGUGUACCGGCUGAUCCCUGUGUUUGAUCCGUUCUCACAAGGGGCGCUACUGGUGGUAAAGCUGUUGGUUCCAUUUGCACUCAUAUCGGCCAAUCUCGGAAUCCUCAACAAGCAGCUUGGCGUGGCACCAUCAGCCUUGUUUAUGACGGUCAUGGCAAUCAGUGAUAUCCUGACGCUCUAUUUCUUCUGGGUUGUCAAGGAUGAAGGGUCAUGGCUCGAGAUCGGCUCCACCAUCACGCACUUUGCUGUCGCCAGUCUGCUCUGUGUCUUUGUGGCGGGACUGGAGGGUGUCAGCGCGCUCUUUAUUGCGGGCGUGGAGGUAAAUGAUACGAUUCUAAAGCCAGCAAACACAGUAGUAAAGUCGGCAUCUGCACGGCCGUCGACCAACGGUCAGUCGCACACGCCAAAGGUGUCAGGAAAUAAAUAA